Messenger RNA from Effrenium voratum, 2220 nucleotides. NCBI's taxonomy places the organism in Eukaryota, Dinophyceae, Suessiales, Symbiodiniaceae. The record is from the annotation of a GenBank genome assembly.
GGCAAACUCGACAGCUGCCCUCGGUAAAUUUUUGGCCUCGUCGGCAUGGCGCCCGAGGUGAAGCCGCACCCUUUCCGCAUUUUCGUGUCUGGUCUAUCCAAGACUCAUGUCGAUCGCUAUGAUGGCGGAAUUCAUGAGGAGGAUAAUCUGGGCUAUUUCUUCUACGACCGCGGCUGCAAAGUGGAGGAUGUGCGGCUCAUGGUGGAUCCCAGCACCAGCAAGUGCAGAGGCUUCGGCUUCGUGGACUUUGGCGAUGAGGUGUCCUUCCAGAAAGCCCUAAGCUUGGCUGGGACUCAGGACCCGCCGAAGGUGAAGCUAGACCACAGCGCUGGGGGCCGCCUCAAGGUCGAGGCUGCCAAGCCAUCCCAGCCAGUGGCUCGCGACCAGCACCAAGAGCUGGCGAAAGCACGGGACCACACAGAGGACAUGGAGCGAGCCCUGCGCUGGCGGGAGGCAAAGGUGCGGGAGCUUUCGGUGGAACUGCACAAGCAUCGAGAGCGGCAGAAGCUGCUGGAUGCGCAGCGCUCCUUGGAGCAGCGGAUAGCGGAGGAGAACCUGAGGCAGGAGGAGAUCCGCCAAGCAGAGGAGAAGCUGGCGGCCGUUGAGGAGGUGCUGCGCUCCGCGCUGACGGCGGAACAGGAUCGGACCAGGGCGCUGGAGGCCAUUGCGCACAGCGUGGAUGAGAACCAGCGCAGGUCGGAGCAUUCGGAGGAGGGAGGCCCGCACAGCGAUGAGACAGGGGAGCAUCACGAUGGCCCUGGCCCGGAGCUGCGGAUCAAGAACACCUUCUAUGAGUUCUGCAUCCCAAAGGAUGUGGAGCCACUGGCCGGGGUGCGGACGCACACGGCGCCCAGCACAGUGCACAACCAGGGCGAGCCUUCGCCCGUGGGCUACAAGGGUGCAACUUCCUCCCAGAAGCAGGGCGCACAGUCGCCCCUUCUGACACUGAUGCCGGCGCCUUCCCCACCGGCGCCCUGGGCGCUGAAGCGCGACACGUCGCACAUUCUUCGAUCCAUCCUGGAGGAUAAGAUGGAGGCUGAGUCCGAGCGCGGGGCCAGCGACGCCAGAGGCCGCAGCUCCUCGGCGGCCAAGGGCCGCGGGCGCGAGGUGAAGCCGGAGAUACCCAAGCGCACCAGCAGCGAGCUCACCCAGGCAUCCAGAACCGAUGCAGAGAUCACGGAUCCAGGCGCUCCGCUUUGCCAAGGCUCCUUGUCUCUACCCACCGACCAUAUCACGAGCUGGGCAGACGAAAGCGAGAGCUUGGAGCCGGGCGACGUGGAGCCCUGGUCCGCACCAGUGUCGCCAUCAGGUCGACGCGAAGUGAGAAUCAGGAACUUGCCCUUGAGACCGGCGGAGGAACUCAAGGACGCCAUCCGGGAGGAGGUGUCACGGCUUUGGCGGGUGGUCUUGAAUCGCGCUCCACCGCUCAUUGAGUCAAUCUCAAUUGCCGAGCACCAAGACGAGUCAGUGGCCAGCAACCGGGCGCGUGCUGCAGGCACCGAGGCUUCGGUCCAAUUUCACCGGCCCCAGGACGCCCAGUGGCUGGUAGACCAGCGGCAGCCUGCCAACUGGACAAGUGCUGAAACCAUGUCCAUCCGUGGACGAGUGCUUCAUGCGGAAUGGAUGCCCUUGCCACCGCCGGUGGAUUGGCGGCGGUUGCGCUACAAGGCCGACACGGAUGCAUCUUCCCAGCUCUCCUAUGACACUGUUGGCACUAGACGCUCCUGCAGCCAUGCCAUCGCCGAGAGGAAGCCGGAAGAUGCCAUUCCGAGCGGGCGGAACAAUCUGCACCCUCCGCAGAACAGGAGUGUCAUUUUGACGGGCUUUGCGCAGAAUCUGCCAGUGCAUAUGGUGCGCAGUGAAGUCUUGGACUUGCUGCGGCGGCUCUGGCAGAGAGAUGGCUUGAAGUUCGACCCGGAGAGUCAGCUCCACCGCGGCGCGGAGGGCGGCCUCACGGUGCGGCACGGGCGCCGGGGCCAGGAGAACGACGGGAGCUGCAUGCUGCGGCUCCGGAACUAUGCGGACGCCAAGUGGCUGGUGGAACAGGCGAGGGGCCUCCAAAUCGAGGGUCGCCCCGUGCGGGCGAUGUGGGCCCGGCCCCGCGACCGGUGAGAUGCCCGCAUCCGCCCGACGCAUUACGCCACGAAGGGCAAGCGUCGACCGUGCACGGCACGUGGCUGAUCGGCCCGCCGAGCUCAAGAUGCCGGGUGACUUCAGCCA